Messenger RNA from Lemur catta (Ring-tailed lemur), 1294 nucleotides. RefSeq names its product double C2 domain alpha (gene DOC2A). The record is from RefSeq and is a predicted model, not a curated record. NCBI's taxonomy places the organism in Eukaryota, Metazoa, Chordata, Mammalia, Primates, Lemuridae. The transcript is spliced from 10 exons. Gene Ontology annotation, cellular component: membrane. Bases 1 to 1206 code for a protein of 401 amino acids.
AUGAGGGGCCGCAGGGGCGACCGCAUGACCAUCAACAUCCAGGAGCACAUGGCCAUCAAUGUGUGCCCCGGGCCCAUCCGGCCCAUCCGCCAGAUCUCUGACUACUUCCCCCGCCGGGGACCAGGACCCGAAGGGGGUGGAGGCGGCUGCGGGGAGGCCCCUGCUCGUCUGGCCCCCCUGGCUCUGGCCCCUCCUGCAGCCCUCCUUGGGGCCACUACGCCUGAGGACGGAGCUGAAGUGGACAGCUAUGACUCGGAUGAUACCACUGCCCUGGGCACGCUGGAGUUUGACCUUCUCUACGACCAGGCCUCCUGCACUCUGCACUGUAGCAUCCUCAGGGCCAAGGGUCUCAAGCCCAUGGACUUCAAUGGCCUUGCAGACCCCUAUGUCAAGCUGCACCUGCUGCCGGGAGCCUGCAAGGCCAAUAAGCUAAAAACGAAGACUCAGAGGAACACGCUGAAUCCCGUGUGGAACGAAGACCUGAUGUACAGUGGAAUCACGGAUGACGACAUCAACCACAAGGUGCUCAGGAUCACUGUCUGUGACGAGGACAAGCUGAGCCACAAUGAGUUUAUCGGGGAGAUCCGAGUGCCCCUCCGCCGCCUCAAGCCUUCACAGAAGAAGCAUUUUAACAUCUGCCUUGAGCGCCAGGUCCCGCUGGCUUCACCCUCUUCCAUGUCGGCGGCGCUGAGGGGCAUUUCUUGUUACCUGAAGGAGCUAGAGCAGGCGGAGCAGGGGCCUGGGCUGCUGGAAGAGCGUGGCCGCAUCCUGCUCAGCCUCAGCUACAGCUCUCGGCGCCGGGGGCUGCUGGUGGGCAUCGUUCGCUGUGCCCACCUGGCUGCCAUGGAUGUCAAUGGCUACUCGGACCCCUACGUUAAGACGUACCUGAGACCGGAUGUGGAUAAGAAAUCCAAGCAUAAGACGUGUGUGAAGAAGAAGACCCUAAACCCAGAAUUUAACGAGGAGUUCUUCUAUGAGAUGGAGCUCCCCACUCUGGCCACCAAGACUCUGGAAGUCACAGUCUGGGACUAUGACAUUGGCAAAUCGAAUGACUUCAUCGGUGGCGUGUCCCUGGGGCCAGGAGCCCGUGGCGAGGCCCGAAAGCACUGGAGCGACUGUCUGCAGCAGCCAGACGCAGCCCUGGAGCGCUGGCACACCCUGACCAGCGAGCUGCCCCCAGCAGCUGGGGCUCUGCCUUCGGCCUGAGCGGACCACAGCUGCCCAGCGACUCUCCUGGCGGGUCCAGUACCCAACCUUUGCACGAGUGUGUUGCACGUUUACAUGGGGUGGAUGC